GUUGUUUUAAGGUUUUAGUUCAGUUUUAUUUUUAGGCCAACAAUGUCCAGAAAACUGUUUUUAUCAUUGGUAAUCUCUAUAAUUCAAUUAAAUCCAGCCACGGGCUAUAAAAAUGUACAUCAUUUGGAAAGUGCAGAAAAGUUCACAUUUGAUCCAAAUGGGGGUCUCGAAUUACAAACAUUUUGCUAUAAAGGUCGAAAGAAAUCUAUAAUUUACACAUGGCAGAGUGUAAUGUUUCACUUGGACCAUCCUAAUGAUGACUACACAUUAUAUGAAGGAUCCUCUCCAGAAGAUGUGGCUCUAGAAUAUUCUAAAAACAGGUUUUAUUGGUCAACCAGCUUAUUUCCAGUUAAACAGAAAAGUUUUAAGAUUAAUCCUUUUAAUUCAACCUGUAUUGGGGUAAAGAGCAGUGCAAGAUACACUGUUAAAUUUAAUGUUAUCAAUAUUGAUUUUUGGAAAAUAAUAUUGUUAGGACUUGGCCUCUUUGUAUACCUUUCGGCAGAUACUUUAAGCAAAAACACUUUUUUCCACUACAUAACUGGAAUUGUCUUCGGUAUAUGUGCAUCAGUCCUGGUGUUAAUUUAUGUUAUAAGCAAAGUAUUCCCUAAGAAACCUUUUAUGUAUGGAGUAGUUGGUAUGGGCUGGACUCUUGUAAUAUACAUGUGGAAGUUGUUAUGGGAAAAUAUUCAAGUUAUUUUGACAGACUACAAGUUUUAUGUUAUGUGGUACAUAUUGAUUUCAGGGUUUAUUAGUUUUGUAUUGUGCUAUAGAUGGGGUCCCGUCGAGAACGAGCGAACAAUUAACUUAAUAAAAUGGCUCCUUCAGUUUGCAGGACUUUGUUCCAUUUAUAAUAGCAGCGAUUACCCAGAAGCUGCUAUGGCCCAAAUAGUGAUAUUACUUAUUGGCCACCAUUUGCCUCAAAAGUGGAAAAUGGCUCCCAGGACUUACUGGAAAAGAAAAUUUCCACCAAAAAGAAAACUACUCACAAAUGAUGAAUACUAUCACCAAGGAGUUGUGGAAACAGCUAAAGCUUUGGAAUCCUUGAGGGACUAUUGUUCAAGCCCAGACUGCAAUCAAUGGAAGACAGUGCUAAAGCUAAAAGAUGUGAAGAGGUUUGCUUCAUUCGUCGAGGGUAAUUCUCAUUUAAGUGACGAUGAAGUUUUAGAGUAUGACUCGUUUGUCCAAGAGCUGACCGACGAUGAAGAACGAGAGGAUAUGACUGAAGAGGAAGAAGAAGAUUAUUAAGGAUCUGUAUGUAAGCUGUAUUAAGUAUGAGAGAUUAAAACACUUUUCCCAAUCUGAAGAAUCUUUAAUAAGGUCUGAAUGUUUUUUAAUUAAUAAAUUAUUUUUUCUACA
This is a messenger RNA of Diabrotica balteata, 1356 nucleotides long. NCBI's taxonomy places the organism in Eukaryota, Metazoa, Arthropoda, Insecta, Coleoptera, Chrysomelidae. The record is from the annotation of a GenBank genome assembly.